Coregonus sp. 'balchen' is the source of this 9928-nucleotide messenger RNA. NCBI's taxonomy places the organism in Eukaryota, Metazoa, Chordata, Actinopteri, Salmoniformes, Salmonidae. The record is from the annotation of a GenBank genome assembly.
UGUUAUGGCGUGGAUCCAAAGAGUGUGACUAAGGACUGGAAGUGUGCUCGCUGUAAGGCCAACGCCAUGACUGAGGUUAGUGUCUCCACAACACAACAGCUCAGAGUGGCCCUUCAUCAUGUAUGACUCACCUCACCUAGCUGGCCCAAAUCUCUGUUGCUGUUACUGGCAAUAGUGUUUGUGAACUUUGCAGUACUCUAAACAGUCAUUAGAUCUGGCAGUAGUGUUUGCAAUAGUCUCCUAAUGAUAUGUGACUGACUGUUAUUGGUCAUCAGGUAGCAGCUACCACACCUUGCCAUUGGCUGUAUGUAUGUUUUAGAUGACUUGGAUGAUGAUGGUUGACAGUUUGCUCUCCUGUUUGCAGAGUUGCUGUUUGUGUUCGCUGAGGGGUGGAGCCUUGCAGAAAGCCAACAACAACAAGUAAGUCAGUGUGCCAGUCAAAUUUCCUUUGAUCAGGGAUUGGUCUAGUCGAACAAUCAGUAAUCACACACUGAAAAUGUACUCUGCAACUCUAAUCAACAGUAUAUUGAUGUAUUUAUGUACACUUAUGUUCACAUAGUUAGAUGUUAUUUUGAAAGAUAUCUACUAGGUUUACAUUUAGUUUAUAAGCCACUAACGAUGGUGUGUGUGUAUUGACAUGUUGUUGUGUGUUGUAGGUGGGUCCAUGUGCUGUGCGCAGUAGCAGUGUUGGAGGCUCGCUUUGUGAACAUCACUGAGAGAAGCCCUGUGGAUCUGAGUGGGAUUCCUCUACAGAGGUUUAAACUGGUGAGUUAAACACAGUAAAUGUCAACAUGUUAUUACGUGCUAAGGGAUAAGAACUCUGUCACUACCUCACUCUCUCCAACCAAGGUGCAUGAAGAGGAGCAAACUGAAGAGAGGAGAGAGUGGCGGAAUAUCCUCUCUUCAGCAUAUUAUGUUAUUUGCAUUACAAAACGUGAACAUGGUUGGCACAUCCGCCUCUAUGCAGGUGACAGUAGUUCUGCUUGCGAUCUACUACAAGGUUAGACUAGAGCGGGGAUGUAUUAUUUUUUUUCUUUUUUACUCAGUCAGGGUUUCAACUUACUGUUGCAAAUUAGAGUAGUGGAAUACACAAGGUGCAAUUUGGAAAUGUGGUUGUGCAUCAGCAGUUUCUCUUAUGUCAGUCACUGAUAGUCACUCAAUUAGCCCAUGUCAGCAUUUUUUUUUUUUGAUUGGUAAGUUAUUCUAGCAGCCAGCUAUCUAAACCGGCCGGGGGGCCCCACUGAGAUAUCAUAUUAAAAUCUGCAAACAUUUCUCUCCACCCUAUGGCAAAAUGUGUAGAAUUGCAGGAAAUUAGCUGUGGCCCCCACCCCCAUCAAAGUUGCCCAUCCUUGGACUAGAGACUAGGCUAUUUAGAGGAUGUUAUGUGAGUUUGUGACUAAGCCCAGUCAGUCAGAACUUCUGACAUAUCAGGUGGGCUAUGAAAAGACAGCUCUCUUUCUGCAAAGCCUUGUUUCUGAAUUUAGCCCUUUCACAUGAAUCAUGACAGCCAUUGCAUUUCUAGAGGAUGUAGCCUACAGUAGACUGUUUGACCGGACAUACAGGCCUAGUUUUCCCUGUGAGACUUCCCUUUCCUGUCUCUCUGAGAAUGUUCUUAUGCUUCUCUGUGCUGUGCAGAAAUGUUACUAUUGUAAGAAGCGGCUGAAGAAGACGUCCGGGUGCUGUGUACAGUGUUCCCAUGGCCGCUGUCCUACGGCCUACCACCCUACCUGUGCCCAGGCCGCUGGGGUCCUCAUGCAGCCAGACGAGUGGCCUUUCGUGGUCUAUGUCACCUGCUGCCGGCACAAAGGCCCUAUUCAGACAGAGGUAUACAUCAGUUGUACUUUACUUGGUGUUUAGGAUUGGUGUUUCAGAAAGAGGAAGCCAUACACCAGACAGGGGGAACUCUGAAGGCCUCUGUUUUGGGACUUAAGUUAGAACAUUCUGCUGAUACUUUGCCUUAUAGUUUCUAAACCUUCUAUAUACACUGAGUAUACCAAACAUUAGGGACACCUUCCAAAUAUUGAGUUGCACCCCCCUUUGGCCUCAAAACAGUCUCAAUUCAUCAGGGCAUGGCCUAUACAAGGUGUUGAAAGUGUUCCACAGGGAUGCUGGCCCAUGUUGACUCCAAUGCUUCCAACAGUUGUGUCAAGUUGGCUGGAUGUCCUUUGGGUGGUGGACCAUUCUUGAUACAUACGGGAAACUGUUGCGCAUGAAAAACCCAGAAGCAUUGCUGUUCUCGACACAAACCGGUGCGCCUUGCACCUACUACCAUACCCCGUUUAAAGGCACUUAAAUAUUUUGUCUUGCCCAUUCACCCUCUGGCACACAUACACAAUCCAUCUCUCAAUUGUCUCAAGGCUUAAAAAUCCUUCUUUAACUGGUCUCUUCCCUUUCAUCUACACUGAUUGAAGUGGAUUUAACUGGAUGUUUUGUACACUCAAUGUAUUCAGGACUGUGCUCACCACAUUGUAUUUCAUAAACAUGACUAGGUUGUAGAUUUUAGUGCAAACUCCCACAAGUAUGCCCACGUACUUCCAGUCCAAAGGGGUUGAUAGUUCUUAUUUGAUGGUAAUCCUGUUGAUGACUGUUUAAUCGUCACUGAUCCCUUCUCUCUCCUCUCUCAGCGUAACAAAGCAGCCAUGCAUGAGCUCACUGUGGGACAGAGGGUGAUCUGUAAGCACAAAAAUGGCCGCUACUACCAGUGUGACGUGGUGCAGCUGUCCAAGGAGACAUUCUAUGAGGUCAACUUUGAUGACGGUUCCUUCAGCGAUAACCUCUUUCCUGAGGACAUUGUGGUAAGACUUACGUGUGUGCGUGCGUGCGUUCGUGGGUCGGUGUGGUGUGUGGUGCCAGAUUGUGGUUGUCAGAGGGUGCUGUAGGUGGGUGUGGUGCAGGAAUCAGGCGCAGGACGCAGAAAAUUUGUCCAAAAGACUUUAGUGAAAGCACACUCAAUACACGAGCCAAAAAGCCCGGAGGCGAGAAAAUACGCACACAGGCGUAAACCAAAAGGCGCACUAACAUGUGCGAAAAUACCCUCCUAAACAGAGGAGGAAAACCACGAAGAGCAAACGGGCAACAGUAGCGCACAAACACGACAGCGAAACAAUCACACACAACACCUGACAAACACAACGAGAAUUUAUAGGACACUAAUUAGCGCUAAACGAAAACAGGUGUACAACAUAAAGACAAAACCAAACGAACAUAGAAACAUUCAACGGUGGCAGCUAGUACUCCGGAGACGACGACCGCCGAAGCCUGCCCGAGCAAGGAAGAGAGGCAGCCUCGGCCGAAACCGUGACAGUACCCCCCCUUGACGCGCGGCUCCAGACGUGCGCCGACUCCGGCCUCGGGGACGACCAGGAGGACGCGGAGCAGGGCGCGUCGGGUGACUACGGUGGAAUUCUGUCAGGAGAGACGGGUCCAAAAUGUCUCUCCUCGGCACCCAGCACCGUUCCUCCGGGCCGUACCCCUCCCACUCCACCAGAUAUUGGAGACCCCCCAUCCGACGUCUCGAAUCCAAGAUGGACUGCACGGAGUACGCCGGUGCCCCCUCGAUGUCCAAUGGGGGCGGAGGAGUCUCCCUGAUUUCAUCUUCCUGGAGUGGGCCAGCUACCACUGGCCUGAGAAGAGACACAUGGAACGAGGGGUUAAUAUUUUUAUACUCAAUAGGCAGUUGUAAUCUGUAACACACCUCGUUCAAUCUUCUCAGGACUUUAAACGGCCCCACAAACCGCCGACCCAGUUUCCGACAGGGCAUGCGGAGGGGCAGGUUUCUGGUAGAGAGCCAGACUCGAUCACCAGGUGCGUACACCGGCCCCUCACUGCGGUGGAGAUCGGCGCUCGCCUUCUGACGACGGAGGGCCCGCUGCAGGUGGAUGUGUGCAGCGUUCCACGUCUCCUCCAAGCGCCGCACCCACUCAUCCACCGCAGGAGCCUCGAUCUGGCUCUGCUGCCAAGGUGCCAGAACCGGCUGGUAACCUAACACACAUUGGAAAGGGGUUAGGUUAGUUGAGGAAUGGCGUAGGGAAUUCUGGGCCAUUUCUGCCCAGGGAACGUACCGUGCCCACUCCUCCGGCCGGUCCUGGCAGUAUGAUCUAAGAAACCUACCCACAUCCUGGUUCACACGUUCCACCUGCCCAUUACUCUCAGGAUGGUAACCCGAGGUGAGGCUCACCGAGACCCCCAAACGCUCCAUAAAGGCUCUCCAGACUCUGGAGGUGAAUUGGGGACCUCGAUCAGACACAAUAUCCUCGGGUACCCCGUAGUGCCGGAAAAUAUGGGUGAAUAGAGCUUCGGCGGUCUGUAGGGCAGUAGGAAGGCCCGGCAUAGGGAGCAAACGACAGGCCUUAGAGAACCGGUCCACAACGACCAGUAUAGUAGUAUUCCCCUGCGAGGAGGGAAGGUCAGUGAUGAAGUCCACCGAGAGGUGAGACCAUGGUCGUUGUGGAACGGGCAGGGGUUGUAACUUACCCCUAGGCAGAUGUCUAGGCGCCUUACACUGGGCACACACCGAGCAGGAGGAGACAUAAACCCUCACAUCCCUCGCCAACGUGGGCCACCAGUACUUAGCACUAAGGCAGUGCACUGUCCGGCCUAAACCAGGAUGUCCAGAGGAGGGUGACGUGUGAGCCCAAUAGAUCAAUCGAUCCCGAACCUCGAGCGGGACGUACGUCCGACCCUCCGGGCAUUGAGGAGGACUAGGGUCGGUGCGCAACGCCCGCUCGAUCUCAGCAUCGACCUCCCACACUACCGGUGCCACCAGACAAGACUCCGGCAGUAUGGGAGUGGGCUCCACGGACCUCUCCUCCGUGUCGUACCGCCGAGACAGUGCGUCUGCCUUACCGUUCUGUGACCCAGGGAUGUACGUGAUCUUAAAUACGAACCGGGCCAAAAAUAUGUUCCACCGCGCCUGGCGAGGGUUCAGUCUCCUAGCUGCCCGGAUGUACUCCAGGUUACGGUGGUCAGUCAAAAUGAGGAAAGGGUGUUGAGCCCCCUCAAGCCAGUGCCUCCACACCUUUAGGGCCUGUACCACGGCUAACAGCUCCCUGUCCCCUACGUCAUAAUUUUGCUCCGCCGGACUGAGCUUUUUGGAAUAAAAAGCACAGGGGCGGAGUUUAGGUGGCUUGCCGGACCGUUGCGAAAGCACGGCUCCUAUACCGGCCUCUGACGUGUCCACCUCUACCUGAAAUGGUAAAGAGGGAUCCGGAUGCGCCAGCACCGGAGCCGAAGUAAACAGGUCCUUCAGCCUCCCAAAAGCCCUGUCCGCCUCGGCUGACCACUGCAAACGCACCGGACCCCCCUUUAAAAGAGACGUUAUGGGAGCUGCCACCUGUCCAAAACCCCGGAUAAACCUCCGGUAGUAAUUCGCAAACCCCAAAAACUGCUGCACCUCUUUAACAGUGGUUGGAGUUUGCCAAUUACGCACGGCUGACACCCGGUCAACCUCCAUCUUCACCCCUGACGCAGACAACUGAUAACCCAAAAAGGAGAUCGACUCCUGGAAAAACAGACACUUCUCUGCCUUGACAUACAGGUCGUGCUCCAACAGCCUCCUCAACACUCGGCGCACCAGGGCCACAUGCUCGACUCGGGUAGACGAGUACACGAGAAUGUCAUCUAUGUACACGACCACCCCCUGCCCCUGCAUGUCCCUGAAUAUCUCAUCCACGAAUGAUUGGAAAACUGAAGGAGCGUUCAUCAACCCGUAUGGCAUGACAAGAUACUCGUAAUGCCCCGAGGUGGUACUAAAUGCUGUCUUCCAUUCAUCGCCCUCCCUAAUGCGCACCAAGUUGUAAGCGCUCCUGAGAUCUAAUUUAGUGAAAAAACGCGCCCCGUGCAAUGACUCCAUCAUGGUCGCAAUCAGAGGAAGUGGAUAACUGUACUUCACCGUGAUCUGAUUGAGACUACGGUAAUCAAUGCACGGGCGUAACCCUCCAUCCUUUUUCUUCACAAAAAAGAAACUCGAGGACGCAGGGGAAGUGGAUGGCCGUAUGUAUCCUUGUCUCAGAGAUUCGUCUAUGUAAGUCUCCAUAGCGCUCUUCUCCUCUUGAGACAGAGGAUACACAUGGCUCCGUGGGAGCGCAGCUCCUGCCUGGAGGUCUAUCGCACAAUCUCCCUGCCUAUGGGGAGGCAACUGCGUCGCCCUCGACUUACUGAACACAAUAGCCAAAUCCUCAUACUCAGGGAGAAUGUGCAAUGCGGGCACCUGGUUUGGACUCUCCACCGAGGUAGCCCCCACGGAAACGCCUAAACAUCGACCCACACACUGGGCAGACCACUCCAUCAGAGCCCUCUCCUGCCACGAAAUAGACGGGUUAUGGAUACUCAACCAGGGCAUGCCCAGCACCACCGGAUACGCAGGCGAGUCGAUCAGAAAUAGCUGGAUAAUCUCCUCAUGACCCCCCUGCGCACACAUCCUAAGUGGCGCCGUGACCUCCCUGAUCAAGCCCGAUCCCAACGGACGGCUAUCUAGGGCAUGAACGGGGAAUGGGACGUCAACAGGAAGAAGGGGAAUCCCUAAUUCUAAACAAAAUUUUCUAUCAACAAAAUUCCCAGCCGCGCCUGAAUCUACCAGCGCCUUAUGCUGGGAAUGAGGUGCUACCUGUGGAAAACGCACAGGUAUACAGAAGUGCGCAACAGAGAGCUCUGGGUAAGUGGGGCGCCUACUCACCUGGAAGGACUCCCCAGUGCGGAGCCUGUCGUCUUCUCCCCUAGGAGACCCUCCCCAGCACCUAGCCGCGGUGUGUCCUCCACGGCCACAGUUGGUGCAGUGGACGGCCCCCCUCGUACUCCGACCCCUCCUCUCUCUAGCGCCAGCGCCCCCAAGCUCCAUAGGGCUCGGCUCGGAGGCGCUGGAGGAUGAAAUGGACGGACCCCCCUCGGGACGUCCGCGGGUAGCCAGCAGGGUGUCCAGCCUGAUGGACAUGUCCACUAACUGAUCGAAAGAGAGGCUGGUAUCCCUGCAGGCCAGCUCCUGACGGACGUCCUCUCGUAGACUACAGCGGUAGUGAUCGAUGAGGGCCCGCUCAUUCCACCCUGCAUCCGCCGCUAGAGUACGGAAUUCUAAAGCGAACUCCUGGGCGCUCCUCCUCCCCUGCCGGAGGUAGAACAGACGCUCCCCCGCCGCUUUCCCCUCAGGAGGAUGGUCAAACACAGCCCUGAAGCGGCGGGAGAACUCAGAGUAGGUGAUGGUGGUGGCGUCUAUUCUCCUCCACUCGGCGUUGGCCCAUUCCAACGCCUUGCCGGUAAGACAGGAGAUGAGUGCGGACACGCUCUCGUGUCCAGAGGGCGCCGGGUGCACGGUGGCCAGGUAUAGCUCCACCUGUAGAAGGAAGCCCUGACACCGGCAGCGGUCCCAUCAUAGGCCCUCGGGAGCGAGAGUCGAAUUCCCCUGGGUUCCGGAGCUUGAAUGGGCUGACUGGCCGAUGGUGAUGGUAGGGGAGGUGGAGUUGGGGGUGUCCCUCUGGUCUCCCAGCGUUGAAGGGUGUUUAUAACGUCCUGCAGGGCGGUCCCGAUACGAAGGAUCUGGUCAUUCUGCUCACGGACCCGAUCCUCCAGAGACUCAUGUGCUGCUGCGGCUCCUGCUGAUUCCAUCCUUCGGGUGUGUGAUUCUGUCAGAGGGUGCUGUAGGUGGGUGUGGUGCAGGAAUCAGGCGCAGGACGCAGAACAUUAGUCCAAAAGACUUUAGUGAAAGCACACUCAAUACACGAGCCAAAAAGCCCGGAGGCGAGAAAAUACGCACACAGGCGUAAACCGAAAGGCGCACUAACAUGUGCGAAAAUACCCUCCUAAACAGAGGAGGAAAACCACGAAGAGCAAACGGGCAACAGUAGCGCACAAACACGACAGCGAAACAAUCACACACAACACCUGACAAACACAACGAGAACUUAUAGGACACUAAUUAGCGCUAAACGAAAACAGGUGUACAACAUAAAGACAAAACCAAACGAACAUAGAAACAUUCAACGGUGGCAGCUAGUACUCCGGAGACGACGACCGCCGAAGCCUGCCCGAGCAAGGAAGAGAGGCAGCCUCGGCCGAAACCGUGACAGUGGUCAGUGUUUCAUGAGGGGGUUCAGUAGUUCAUAUGCUGUUCAUUAUUAGUUUAUAGAUUGCUUAGAUUGCUUACACAAUAUGUAAUAGAGCUAGGCGAUAUGGACAAAAGUAAUAUUGUGAUAAAUGUAACUAUUUUGCUUAUUAACAAUAAUAAAUCAAUUAAGGGACAGUUAACUUUACAUUAGCGGCAGGACUCUAGAACAUUUUCAUCCACUGCCAAGUAAGACAGCUGAGUGGUGAUUAAAAAAGUAAGCUAUUUCAUGUAACAUAUCCAGGGAAUGCAUUGUUGAUAUUUUGAUGUGUAACCUAUCGAAAUAGGAUGCAGAAUGAUCAGAUUUCUUUUUGGCUCUUCAGAGAAUUUGCCGACAUCUUUGUGCAUAUUGGCCUAGGCUAUAUUAUUCACCACCUGAGGAAGUGGGAACUCAAAACACUUAGCUAGAUUGCUAACAAUAAAUAUGAUAUUGUUGCUAUAUAGCCAUGUAGGUUAAUUGAUUAAAUAUAUCAGUAAAUGUAGGCUAAUGUCCUACAAAAACAUUCCAGCACUAGGCCUAGGCUACUUGAUGUAGGCCUAUUCACUGCAAAUGGCACGCUCUGCUCCGCUCCACGGGGGCAUCAAAAACAUACUACAGAUUAUUCCGGUUGUAAAGUGGUGCCAUGAACUCAAUAUUAAGAGGUGAGAAAUAUAGUAGUGGCUUUGAAAAACAGUAGUUGGUUUAAAAACGGUAUUUUUCCCGAAAUUGCAUUUUGAGCAACGUUAAUAUGCUUGUGCUUCUCAGAAUGCAUCUCUCCCUCCUCCGUGCGCACAGUGGGAGAGGGAGUGAGAGUGGCUCGCUCACACAGCAGCCGACAGCGAAACAGGGACAGGCAGAUACUUUCAUAGCAGGAAUCAACAUAAUGCAUAGGCUAUUACUGUUGACCAAAUAAUGGUUUUAGAACAAUCUACAGGAAAGUUGUGUAGCAAAAUUACAGACAUACGCAAAAUGUCGGUAAUUUUCGGUUUAGCAUCCCUGCUCUAAUAUGUACAACACAUUGCUUGAAAUUGUGUGAUGGCUUUAGUAUGUUUAUAGGAUUGUAUCUAAUGGUUGUUUUCAGAACCGGAAUUGUGCCCAGCUAGGCCCCCCACCGCAGGGGGAGGUGGUGCAGGUCCGGUGGACAGAUGGUCUAGUCUACGGGGCCAGGUUUGUGGCUGCUCACAUCAUCCAAAUGUACCAGGUAAUGCAACAGUAUUCAUACUCGCCCUCAGCAACAAUGUACCUUAUGCAGAAAGAGAUUAUACACUCUUAUAUCAAAGACUGCUUUGCUGUCUAAUUGAUCCAGAUUGUUUAAAACCUAAUAAUACUCAUAGCAAGCAAUACAUUAAAAGUCUGUGAUGAAACCAUUGUUUUGUUUUGAUAUGAGAGACAUAAAAUGUGGUUAUUGUGGCAUUGAUGGUGUUGUUUGAUGUAGGUGGAAUUUGAAGACGGGUCACAACUAACAGCCAAGAGAGAUGAUGUCUAUACCCUGGAUGAGGAGCUGCCCAAGAGAGUCAAGUCAAGACUGGUGAGUGUACUGUGAGCUAUCCAAUAUACUGAAUCCAAAGUUGCUAACCUUUGUACAUUGUAUAUCAACUCCAAACGUGUUCACUCUACUGUGUCUUAUUCUCCAGCAUGUUUGUUAAAGAGUCUUCUCCCUGUGACAAUGGAGUAAUCCUCAUCUUCUGUGUGUACCCUGCCCCCUCUCUCCCCAGUCCAAGGCGUCAGACAUGCGUUUUGAUGGUAUCUUUGAGGACAAGGAGGCCAUCCAGCAGUCGAAGAGGCAGAGAGUGAUCAACUCACGGUACAGAGGAGACUACAUUGAACCUGUGAUCUACAGAGCCAUCAUGGAGUAG